Menidia menidia (Atlantic silverside) is the source of this 1572-nucleotide messenger RNA. The record is from the annotation of a GenBank genome assembly. NCBI's taxonomy places the organism in Eukaryota, Metazoa, Chordata, Actinopteri, Atheriniformes, Atherinopsidae.
CUGCUGGCCAUUACAGGCCACCUUCUGACCCUCAAAAGCUGUCGCCUGGAACUCUUUCAGGCCCUGACCAAGACGCGACGGCGGCUAGCUUCCUCAUGCGCACGUCCCCUGCUCCAGACGGGAGCCGUGCUCAAACCCUGUGCUUAUCAAACUGCAAUUGUCUCAAGCGAGCAGAACCCCGUCAUCAUCAUAGCGGUGGUGGCCGUGGCGGGGACCAUCAUCCUGGUGUUCAUGGUGUUCGGCUUCAUCAUCGGGAGAAGGUACGCUCUCGCGGGCCCCAUUGACUCUCCGCUCCUCCGGUAUCUGUUAGGGGAACUUCUGCUGCUGAUUGGCUGGACUCAGUAUGUGCCAGUGGAGAAGUCAGGACACUACAGAGCUGUGAUUAAGUUUCCGGGCACCAAAACCUACAUCGACCCUGAAACCUACGAGGACCCAAACAGGGCUGUCCAUCAAUUUGCCAAGGAGUUGGAUGCCUCCUGCAUUAAAAUCGAACGCGUGAUUGGAGCAGGUGAGCCCGUCCCCGGCCGGCUGAAGCUGCCGGGAAAGCGAGACGUGUCGGUGGCCAUCAAGACUCUGAAAGUGGGCUACACCGAGAAGCAGAGGCGGGACUUCCUGUGCGAGGCCAGCAUCAUGGGCCAGUUCGACCAUCCCAACGUGGUUCAUCUGGAGGGGGUAGUCACCAGAGGAAAGCCCGUCAUGAUUGUCAUUGAGUACAUGGAGAACGGCUCAUUAGAUGCCUUUCUCAGGAAGCACGAUGGCCAGUUCACAGUCAUCCAGUUGGUGGGCAUGCUGCGCGGCGUUGCGGCGGGAAUGAGAUAUCUGGCCGACAUGGGCUACGUCCACCGGGAUCUGGCCGCCAGAAACAUCCUGGUCAACAGCAAUCUCGUAUGCAAAGUGUCCGACUUCGGCCUGUCCAGGGUGAUAGACGACGAUCCCGAGGCUGUCUACACAACAACGGGGGGCAAAAUACCCGUCCGGUGGACUGCGCCAGAAGCCAUUCAGUAUCGGAAAUUCACUUCUGCAAGUGACGUCUGGAGCUAUGGGAUUGUCAUGUGGGAAGUCAUGUCCUAUGGGGAGAGGCCUUACUGGGACAUGUCCAACCAAGAUGUCAUUAAGGCCAUAGAGGAGGGCUACCGACUGCCCGCCCCCAUGGACUGUCCACCAGGACUGCACCAGCUCAUGCUGGACUGCUGGCAGAAGGACAGAGCUGAGCGUCCCAAAUUCGACCAGACAGUGGGAGUCCUGGAUAAGAUGAUACGGAAUCCCAACACCUUGAAAACUCCAGUCGGAACGUGUACAAGACCAAUUAGCCCACUGUUAGAUCAGAGCACACCAGACUUCACUGCUUUCCGCUCAGUGGGAGAGUGGCUGGAAGCCAUCAAGAUGGAGCGAUACAGAGACAACUUCACAGCAGCGGGCUACAGCUCCUUGGAGUCUGUGGCCAGGAUGUCAAUCGAGGAUGUGAUGAGCUUGGGGAUCACGCUAGUAGGCCAUCAGAAGAAGAUCAUGAGCAGCAUACAGACUACCAGAGCCCAGAUGCUGCACCUUCACGGUACUGGGGUCCAGGUGUGA